CUUCUUACAAAUGUGUACCAUCUGGAAGAGAAAAUAUAACCCUGUAAUCAAAGACUGUAUGAUGAAAUUCAGUAUAAUGUUACAUCCAGUGAAAUAGACCACAUUGGCUCUUAUUCAAUAACCUGUGUGAAUAAAUGAAAUACAGAUGGGUACAUUUUGUAGUGAAGUAAUUGAAGUUGAAUUCAGAACCGACAGAAGGAUUUAUUUCCAGGAGACAAAAACAAGUAAAAUAUAGCAUUUUGAUUCAUUGUAUUUAAUUAAAAGUGAAAAAAUGUGGAGGACACAUUACAAUAUGUUAACUGUUCUAAUGGAAUUCAGAUAUAGAAACCAUGUAAGAUUUGAAGCAAUUAUAAGGAGUGUUUCAUCUGCAUGCUUUACACAGAAACACAAUAGAGGAUUAAACUCACAGAGAUUAUGCACUACCCAGGGAAACCCUCUUGGUUGGACCUCACUGAAAGGGAGACAUGUACCUGUCUAUAGAACUGACCCCCUUGGUUGGACCUCACUGAAAGGGAGACAUGUACCUGUCUAUAAAACUGAGUUCAAAUGUCAGAUGAGAGAGAUGAGUACUAGUACACAGAAUUCUAAAAUAGAUUCUGUACUCCAAAAGGUAGUUGAAAGUCUUGAAAUUGAAGGUGAAGAAGUGACUCCAACUAACUAUGCAGAGUUGAGGAAUAAACUGGAUCUUUUAGUACAGUAUGGCUGUGACAUACAUCUUAUACACAACCAUAUUGAUGUCCUUGAUUUAUCUAGCACUGAAAUCCAAGAGUAUGGAGAAAGACUUAAGGCUGCAAAUAUGUCUAAAAUAACACCUGAUCUGUUCUUAACAAGUGAUGAAUCUAAGUUAGCUUCAGGUACUACGAAGCUUGUAUUGGAAAAGAAAUCUUCUACAAGAGACGAAAUAUUAAAGAGCAAACUGAACUGUACAACUCAGACAGAAUGGCAUGAAGUUAAAAAGCACUUCCCUUAUAAAAAUACAUUUGGUGGUACCUUGGAACUCUUUUCACGAGCUUGUGCUAAAGUUGACUUACUAUUGGAGUUUGGAUUGAGUGCAAAAGAAAUAAAAAGCCAUCCAAAAGUUUUAUCAAAGCAGAUUAGUACUAUUCAGCAGAGAAUUGAGUGGAUUAAAAAGAAUUACCCCUUUGUAAAUAACAGAACCCGACUUGCCCUACUGAAUUAUGAUUACAAAAAGAUGGAAAAGGUAAAGAUGCAGCUGGAUAGAUAUUCCUGUGUCUGGUCAGGAUGUCUUACAAAACAGGAAGCUGUAAAUCAACUUCAGCAAAUAGCCCAAAUUAUACAGCAAAGUAAAAACUCUGUUCAACAUAUUCAAGAGGAGAUACAAGACAUUGGCAAUGUUGAGAUGAAAGAAGAACAUGUCCAGUUGGUAUUGAAGGGAAAAAGACUUAAAUCGCUGAAAAAUAAAUUGACUUAUUUUCUGCAACUGGGAAUUUCCAUUGAAGACAUUGGUGAAAAUAUAUUAUGUGUUACCCCACAACUUAAAGAUAUAAAAAAAACUGUAAACAAUUCAAAAGCGAGUUAUAUUCAUGAAGCUGUGUUACUUCCUCAGAACUUGAAGAUACAGAAUUCCCCUGCUUUGAAGGAUGUUGACUCGGACAUGCAUGGUUUAUCAUCAGUUCCCAAAUUAAAACACUCUUCAAAAGUCAAAUCUGGAAUUUCUGAGUUAAAAGAUGUUCUGCCUCUGGCAGAUUUUGAAGAGUUACAAAAUAUAGUUCCUGAAUCAAAGUGGAAGAGCAGUAUUAAAAUCAUUCUGUUUUUGAUAAGUGAAGGGUACAGUGUUAAAGAUAUUAAAUGCAAUCUACAGAUUUUACAACGAAGUGUGACAAUGCUUAGAGGACGUUUAGAUAAAGUCAGACAGGUUACUUUAGAAGUACAACCAUCCAUUGGCCUAUUGACACUUAAUCCUUACAGAUUUAGAAGUUACCUAAAGGAUUUAGAAAAAUACAGAAGGUCUUUAGGAGAAUCAACAACAAAAACUGAGAAACUUAGACAAUCAUUGAACUUAAACCAAUCUCAGACCAUGAUACUGGAUCCUAUUCUUCAUUUCAAUUUAGAUGACUUGAAAGCGCGAAUGAACUAUCUACAAGAAAUUGGAAUUACUAAAGACAGUAUUGCCAAUGAUAUAUUUUGUCUAAGAAUUGCUGUGUCACGGUUAAAAGAAGUUGUCAAAGAGUUGAAAGAAGACGGAGACAAAAAAAUAACAUUGAUGCAAAUCACUGAGCAUGCUGCUGGGAAUUUAGAAAUAGGGAAUAAAAAUAAUGGAACAGCAUUCUUUAUAAAAGAUAAACUAGGGAUGAUUGGUAAAUGGGACAAGAUUCAGAUAAAGUACUUUAAUUGUUCUACUGUAGAUGUAGAAAGAAAUUUCAAACUUUUAAUAGAAAAUGGAUUUACAACGGAGAUAAUGAGAACAUGUCCAUAUAUUUUAGGACACUCCUGUACGAUAUUAGAAGAAUAUCUGGAGAAAGUGAAACAAAUGCAGGCCUCAGACAUGUAUCGGGAUGUAUUGAGAGACAAAGUUAAACUACUAAAUGUCUUACAGUAUAGGAUAGAACAGGACCAUAACUUUCAACCCGUUGUCAAUGAUAACACACCUGUUACUAGGGAGGAAGCUGUUGAACUUUUGUACUUCAAACAAUAAAAAAAUCCUAUUACCUGA
Messenger RNA from Mytilus trossulus (common blue mussel), 2674 nucleotides. RefSeq lists its product as uncharacterized. The coding region runs from base 272 to 2656 and encodes 794 amino acids. The record is from RefSeq and is a predicted model, not a curated record. Gene Ontology annotation, cellular component: mitochondrial matrix. Gene Ontology annotation, biological process: regulation of DNA-templated transcription; termination of mitochondrial transcription. The transcript has 5 exons. Gene Ontology annotation, molecular function: double-stranded DNA binding. Lineage: Eukaryota; Metazoa; Mollusca; Bivalvia; Mytilida; Mytilidae.